UCCCUAUGCCUGACUUUUAAUAGGCUAGGAGAAAAAGGUUGAGAAACUUGACAUUGUCUUACGGAGUGUUUCGGUAGCAAAAAAGAUUUUUAAAAAAGGGGGUGGGUGGGUAGAAAACUUGUUUGUUGUUCGUCUCAGAAACCUUUCAUGGAUUUUGCUGCUAUUUUACUACUCUGAGCUUUCACUGUGAGUUUAAAUGCUGACUGUUCCGUGCUGGAUGGAUAAUGGGAUUCUAAACAUGAGGCAGAUAGCUGAUCAGCUUCCCUGGAUUUUGCUGACGACACAGGAAAGCUUUGCUUGAAGAUGGAAACAUUGGAGUCGGAACUGACCUGCCCUAUCUGUCUGGAGCUGUUUGAAGACCCACUACUGCUGCCCUGUGCCCACAGCCUGUGUUUCAACUGCGCCCAUCGCAUCCUCGUCUCCCACUGCGCCACCAACGAAUCUGUGGAAUCCAUCACUGCCUUCCAGUGCCCUACUUGUCGUUAUGUUAUCACCCUCAGCCAGAGAGGUCUAGAGGGACUCAAGCGUAACGUCACCCUGCAGAACAUCAUCGACAGGUUCCAGAAGGCUUCUGUCAGUGGGCCCAAUUCUCCCAGUGAGACCCGCCGAGAGCGGGCCUUCGAUAGCAACGCCAUGACCUCCAGCGAGAAAGUUCUCUGUCAGUUCUGUGACCAGGACCCUGCCCAGGAUGCUGUGAAAACCUGUGUCACUUGUGAAGUCUCCUACUGUGAGGAGUGCCUGAAAGCAACUCACCCGAAUAAGAAGCCCUUCACAGGCCACCGUCUCAUCGAGCCAAUUCCAGACUCUCACAUCCGAGGCCUGAUGUGCCUAGAGCAUGAGGAUGAGAAGCAAAACUUAGAGAGUAACCUCACCAACCUUAUUAAGAGGAAUACUGAACUGGAAACACUUUUGGCUAAACUCAUUCAAACUUGUCAGCAUGUUGAGGUAAGGAUCAGGGCAACAACCAGAAGCCGCUGUUCAUUCAUGUCCUUUAGUAAAGAGUCAGGGGUCUCCAUGGCAACUGCAUCUUCCCAGGUUCUAAUUCCUGAAAUUAACCUCAAUGACACUUUUGAUACCUUUGCAUUAGAUUUUUCCAGAGAGAAGAAAUUACUAGAAUGUCUGGAUUACCUUACAGCUCCCAACUCUCCAACAAUUAGAGAAGAACUCUGUACUGCUUCGUACGACACCAUCACUGUGCACUGGACCUCCGAUGAUGAAUUUAGUGUGGUUUCAUAUGAGCUUCAGUAUACUAUCUUUACUGGACAAGCUAAUGUUGUUAGUUUGUGUAAUUCCGCCGACAGCUGGAUGAUUGUGCCCAACAUCAAACAAAACCACUACACAGUUCACGGGCUCCAGAGCGGCACCAAGUACAUCUUCAUCGUCAAAGCUAUUAAUCAGGCUGGCAGUCGGAACAGUGAGCCUGGCAAAUUGAAGACAAACAGCCAGCCAUUUAAAUUGGACCCCAAAUCUGCCCACCGAAAACUAAAGGUGUCCCAUGACAACUUGACAGUAGAACGUGAUGAAACAUCAUCAAAAAAGAGUCACACACCUGAGCGCUUCACUAGCCAAGGGAGCUAUGGUGUAGCAGGCAAUGUGUUCAUUGAUAGUGGGCGCCAUUACUGGGAAGUAGUCAUAAGUGGAAGUACAUGGUAUGCAAUUGGUCUUGCUUACAAGUCAGCCCCAAAGCAUGAGUGGAUUGGAAAGAAUUCUGCUUCUUGGGUACUCUGCCGCUGCAAUAAUAAUUGGGUGGUGAGACAUAAUAGCAAGGAAAUUCCCAUCGAACCAGCACCCCACCUCCGGCGGGUGGGCAUUUUGCUAGACUAUGAUAAUGGCUCCAUCGCCUUUUAUGAUGCUUUGAACUCCCUUCACCUUUAUACAUUUGACAUUACAUUUGCACAGCCAGUGUGUCCUACCUUCACCGUGUGGAAUAAAUGUUUGACAAUUAUAACAGGCCUUCCCAUCCCAGAUCACUUGGACUGCCUUGAUCAGCUGCCCUGAUGUUUGAAACUCAGAUGGAGCAGAAACGAUGCAGAACAUUCAGAGGACGGACGGCAAAUGUGCAGUCCACAAGAGCUUGACUAAGACUCUUCAACUGUGCGCCGUAAAAAACGUCCAUAAAUUGACUGAGACGGGCUUGGAAAUGAGAGUCUCCCCCUCCUUUAGCUGUGUGUUUUGUAUUAAAGUGCAGGAAAUGGCUUUAAUAAUUUCUUGGAACAUUUUUUGUAUUUACGGGAAGAUUUAUAGAUUAUUUAUAAAAGAAACAUGAUCUGGAUUACAACUCUUAGGAAUUAUUUGGUUUUGCACAUUAAGAGGCCCAUUUACUAACGUUUACCAGCUUUUUACACACUUAUUUCAUCACAGUGUAUGGGCUCAAAAAAAAAAAAGUUUUGUAAGUUUUUAUCCUCCUUCUUGCUCUAUAAAAAUACAUACUUGCCCCAUGCAAGGUCCUGUCAUCUCAACACUGCAUAUAAGAAUGUGCAAAUAAAAAUACUCUAGAGCCAAGUUAAGAAGUAAAAAAGAAGAUGGAGGUCCUUCUUGCUAUGAUUUUUAAAUGGGUAGCACAUUUCCAUUCCUAAGGGGAAAAUUGCAAAUUUUUGCAAACAAUUGCAAAAUUAUUACUGUGAAGUAAAAAAAAAAAUUAGUUUCUAAACCAGAAAGCCAGGGCAGUGGUGAUGAUGGAAUUGUGUAGCUAAUUCUUAGUAUCUCAAUUUGUCAUGUUUAACUGUCACAUGAUCUGCAUCCAGGUGGAAGCCGUAGUUUUUGAAACUCCUCAAACAUGCCAUCACCUUCCCACCUAUAAUUUCUCCCAAAAGGAAUUCCACUGUUGGCAUUUUUUUUUCUUUCUUGGGAAUCCUGGGUAAACAGAUUGUAUUAAGCCUAGAAAAGCAGUCUCUAAAUCAUACCAGUUACUUAAUUUUGAGUUAGAUCAAGAAUUGGAUUUUCAUUUUCUAUAAAUAUUACAAUGAAAUUUAUCUCAUCUUAAGCUUUAAUGGCUUGCCAUGGGCUCAUAAAACAUCUUCCCUCACAUUUUAUAGUCUCCCACCUAUAGUGCUUUCUUAGUCUCUUGAGAAAAGAAAAUGAACACAUUCUGUAGCAAAUGGAAAUAGCAAUUUGGACAACUUUCUACUUUGCAAUACAUGAGUACGUAAUGUGUACUAGAAGCAUCAAAUACAGUGAAGUGCCCCCAAAGGAUAUGUUAGGAAAUGAUGAUGAUGAUAAUAAUGAUAAUGGUUAUAUAAGGUACCAUUCAUGCUAACGCAUACUCCAACAUAUAUUGGAAGUGGGUUUUAUGAUACCACCCCUCCAUUAAAAAUAAAAUAAAGACUAAAGGCUCUCAUUAUUCUAGAGAGCUGCUGUGUAGUUUGGAAAGAGAGAACUCAAGCUUGUUAUUCAUAUACAUGGUGUGAUAUGGCCAACCCAUCAUUGUUGUUUGCUUUUGACACUCUGGAAUGAGUCACUGAAUCUUCUCUCAAGUUUCUUUAAAAUAGUAGAGAGAUCCAACACUGGCACCAUUUAGAUUCAAUUCUGCUCUGGGAAAAAAAAAGGGGGGGGAGUUGACAUCUUAAAAUUGCUUUUGUCCCUAAAAUGCAUGCUGUGUCUACCCCAGAUACCAGGGUUCUCCAGUUCAGGUUUGAGUAGUUUCUUUUUUCCCACUGAAUUGACCCAAUUUUUUCCUGAAUCAAAACCAGCUAGUUAGUUGUAUUUGCUUCAUGUAGACAAAAAGCCCAUUUGAAUGUUUGUUUUUUAAUCAGACACACAGGACUUUGUCAUAUCAUCGUGUUCUGUCUCUAUUACUGGCACACUCUUCCCUCCUUUUUUUAACAAAUAAGGUUCUAUAUAUUUACUAUGAGAUUUAUACCUAAAGGAUUAUUUUGCUAGAUAAUGGAAAAAAUACUUUUAAAGGACUGUUUUCUGAAGAAAUUAAAAAUAAGGGUUUUUUUCCCAUAAUAAACAAUGUGAAUUUUCUUUCACUGAACAAAUUGAAAGGUUGCCUCAGUAAUUUUUAAUGUUGCUUUGGGAAUUCAAUAUUAAAGGAUAUUUUAAUGCACUUUGUUCACCAAAAGGCUCAAAAUAAAUGGGCCUCCAGCUCAACUUCUGAGUUUUUAAAUACUCAAUAUAUUGGUACUGAUAAGCUUUCCGGUUUGCCUUACAAUGCCAAUUCUAAAGAAUAAUGAUGCUUCCAUACAUAUAGUUGUUUUUCCAACAUUAAAAAAAAUCCUGUACAAAUCUCCAUUUAAGCAGUUUUAAGUAUGUUCUGGCUAUUUUUGUAUGGGCAAAGGAGAUUGAGUAUAAAUUGGUUGUUGAAACACCAAUGUUUCCAUCAUGGAAACCUUGUGGCCAAUAAAUACCAGUCAGCAAUGAUUUCAGAGUUAACAUAUUUAAAGAAAAAAUAUGUAUAUGCUCUAUUGCUACAGUGUUUCUUUUAAUGUCUAUAAUACAGAAAAAAUUCCACAAGGAUUUUUUUUUUGGAAAGUAAAAAAAAAAGUCUAUAAACAGAUGCUGCAGUAAAGACCAGUGUGCUUUGCAGAGUUGUCUGGGUCAGAGACAUUCUUUUUUUGUUGAACUACAGCUGGGAUAGUCCACAAAUCACAGGGAAAUAAUGCAGGUGAAGAGAUAUGGGAUAAAGGAAAAGCAGGUCCAGGACCACGUACAUGAAUGAAGCAGAAAUGACACAGGCCUAAGAGGGAAGGUGACUGUGCAAUAUGCUUUACCUCAUGAUAAUCUUCCUCUUGGUGGAUGAAUAAGGAAAUGAGGCUAGAAGGACAGAUGAAAGAAACUGGCGGUACAAUACAAAGGAAUCCAGUUGGGUUCAAAUGAAAGCUUGAUGAUGAUUUCUAUUUUUUUUUUUGUCUAGCCCCUUUAGAUUAAAAAAAAAAAGUCACCUCAAAUAGAGACAUUGACUACAAGUAUUGACAAUGAUUUCUGUUGGGAAAGAGAAAAAGACAUGCAGUCUACAAAAAUCUCAUUAUGGUGUUGCUAUUUGAACUUGGCAGUCAAUAAACCACACUGCUUAAGUGAGAUUUUAACCCAAUGAGUUCUUGGUGUAUAUAUGUAUGUGCCUAUAUGUGUGCAUGUAUAGACACGCGCCCAUAUGUGCACACAUAAAUAUGGAUUUGUUGUUGGAAAUUUCAGUAUUUGGCCUUUUCCUUCAAACUUGUUUAUGUAUGAAUUAGAUAUGAGGGCAAUGACAGCAGAGAAAAGUUGUUAUUUUACAUGGUCUUUUUUUUUUAAACCAAGGUCAGUUUAUUUUACAGGA
Vombatus ursinus (common wombat) is the source of this 5257-nucleotide messenger RNA. RefSeq names its product midline 1 (gene MID1). The record is from RefSeq and is a predicted model, not a curated record. The coding region runs from base 304 to 1998 and encodes 564 amino acids. The transcript is spliced from 9 exons. Gene Ontology annotation, molecular function: zinc ion binding; protein binding. Lineage: Eukaryota; Metazoa; Chordata; Mammalia; Diprotodontia; Vombatidae.